Molecule: messenger RNA, 1549 nt
Organism: Helianthus annuus (common sunflower)
Lineage: Eukaryota; Viridiplantae; Streptophyta; Magnoliopsida; Asterales; Asteraceae
Product: short-chain dehydrogenase TIC 32, chloroplastic-like
Exons: 9
Coding region: 22-966 (314 amino acids)
Source: RefSeq, a predicted model, not a curated record
CUUAUUCUUGAAAGUUGAAACAUGCCUUUGCUGAUUGCAUUCAAGGGAAAAUCUGGUUUCUCUGCAAGAAACACAGCUGAAGAUGUUACAAAAGGAAUUGAUGGUCAUGGCUUAACUGCCAUCAUUACAGAACCUACAAGUGGCAUUGGCCUAGAAACCGCGCGUGUGCUAGCUUUACGCGGUGUACAUGUAGUUAUGGCAGCCAGGAAUGUGGAAGCCGCUGCAAAAUGUAAGGAAACCAUAAUAAAGAGCUGCCCUAGUGCUACCAUUGAUGUCAUGAAGCUUGAGCUGAGGUCUCUGAAAUCGGUCACAAACUUUGCAAAUGAGUACAUUUCCAUGGGUCUACCCCUUAACAUCCUCAUUUGUAAUGCAGGUGUGACGGCUCCUCCAUUUUCCCUUUCUAAAGAUGGAAGUGAGAGUCGGUUUGCAACUAAUUAUCUUGGACAUUUCCAUUUGACGAAUCUGCUGUUGGACACGAUGAAAAAUACUGCUAAAAUUUGUAGACGAGAAGGGAGGAUUGUAUUAGUUUCAUCAGAAGUUCAUAGGCUGACUUACAAAGGGGGGAUCAUUGGCAUGUUUUCUUUAUUUCUCUACAAUAGUUUCUAUGCUUAUGGGCAAUCAAAGCUUGCUAAUACUCUUCACGCCAAGGAGCUAACAAGGCGCCUCAAGGAAGAAGGGGCGGACAUAACUAUCAAUGCGUUGCAUCCUGGAAUCACUGAAACCAGUCUUUCACGUCACUCGAACUUUAUGUCAAAGAGCAUAUAUGGACUCUUCAAACACCUUCAAAAGAAUAUUUCACAGGGAGCUUCAACCACAUGCUAUUUGGCAUUAAACCCAAAGGUGAAAGGAGUUAGCGGCGAGUAUUUUGCUGACAAUAAUGUGGCUAAACCGAGCGGUUAUGCCAAAGAUGCUGAGUUGGCAAAGAAACUAUGGGAAUGCGGUAUGGAGUUGACCAAGUCAAAGUGAACCAGACAAGCCUAGUUUGGUGUUUUCUUUGUAAGACCAUGUGUAGUGGGGCGUUUUUUUAAAAAAAAAAUUAAAAAAAAAAACGCCUGAAAACGCCCACCCCCAUUACAUGGGGCGUUUUUUUUAGAAAAAAAAUUGAAAAAGUUGAAUUUGGCGUGUUUUUUAUAACGCUUAAAGGGCAUUGCAUGGGCCAAUCACCUUUGAGCCUUCUGACCACUUUUUGCCCUUUGAGCCUUCUGACCACCUUUGAGCAUUUUUUUUUCUCUAUAAAAAAAAGAAUUGUUUAUUGAUUGGAAGGGGCGUUAUUGGAAUAAUGCCCCACUACGCCAUUUUUGCUAUAAUGCCUAAGUGUGACUAGGAUGUCACGUGUCGGAUAAUGCCCCAUGGUGGGGGCGCAUUAUAAGUUGUUACCACUACACAUGGUCUAAUAUAGUCCAUGUUUUCUAUUCUUUUGUCAUUUUAUUUUCCGUGAAUAUUGUGAAUGAUUGCUUGAGUGUUGUUUUGUAUGAUUUUUUUUUCAUAGAACCUGGGCAGUGUGUUGUAAUGUGCAUGUAUCCAGCUACAUGUAAUGUUGUAUUUUAAA